Messenger RNA from Schistosoma margrebowiei, 12679 nucleotides. NCBI's taxonomy places the organism in Eukaryota, Metazoa, Platyhelminthes, Trematoda, Strigeidida, Schistosomatidae. The record is from the annotation of a GenBank genome assembly.
AUGUCUGAUGGAAAGGAAGAUUUUCAUCCCAAAAUUAAGCAGAGGGGAUAUUAUACUGAUCAAUAUACUGCAAAUCUACCGCGACACUAUGACUUCCAAAACUUAGCCGCAAGUUUAGACCAACAUAUAAUUAACCAUAGCAAAAAGAAAUGCUUUCUUCCUAAUGGUACACUAUCAUGCUUUAUCUUAAAUCACUUUUCAGCCGAAGUAGAUAUUGAUGGACCUCUUAUGAAUUGUACUGAAAUUCAUGGUCCAACUAGUGAAGUUAACAUGUUUGUGGAUUUUCCACCUAGGUCUUUUGAUCCGAAAGUCCAAGUUCCUUUUUACACGCCACCAAAACACUGUCCUAGGAAGUUACACAUAGAAAGGAAGAAAAGGAAGUUUCAAAGUGUAUCUAUUUCUGAAGUACUGGAGCACAAGUACCAUAUUCAGCCGAAUGAGCUAAUGCCAAGAUUCAUUGAAAAAUAUUUGGUUGAAAAAAACACAUGGACUUCAUACUUACCUCUUGAAUACUUUGAUGAUGACCAAUAUGACUCUCGUACUCCAUCAGACUGGCUAGCUCUAGGGAUGGAUGAAGGAGUGAGAAAACCGAUUCCAGCCGUCUGCUUGCUUCCAGUUAAUGACCACCAACACAGUCUGGAUAUUCGCAGCCCUGAAAUCGAGUGGAAAUGGCAGCUAGUUGGGGUACUAGAUUACGACGUUCGCUCUAAAUUGUGGUUUGUCCAAAAAGUCGACUCUAAAGGUCGGAUUAUAGAUGAAAAUGGGGAACGAUUAGUAAAUGGUGGUGUGUUAUCUAGUGGUAAGGUUCUGGAGUUAAAUACGCAGUACUGGAUUCCUCGUAUACAACUUAUGUUUCUUGCUGAAGAUCCUCAGAUUUUUGCCAAACGUGUAGCAACUGCCUUCAAGUGUCGUCAAGAACAUGAAUCAGCCUUGAGAUAUAAUUUGUAUUUGGACUGUAUGCCAAAUGAAGGCAUUGGUGAGCUAAGCAGUGCCGUCUUGAAAAGAAUGACAUUUCUUGCUAAAGAUGAAACAUGUACAAUCAGAAAUAGUAAAGGGAUCGAUAGUUUACUGCAAAAUCUCGAAAAAGAAGUUACAUUUGAUUACUGUAGAAGCAUGAAUGACCUGAUUUUGCGCCGACUUUUUGAAAAGCAGGAGACAAAAUAUCACUUUAUUCAACCUUCUGAGAUAAAAAAGCUCAAAACUCCAUGGAAAGGUACAUUAGAUAUACCGCUAUAUGAUUUUGACAACAUAUUUCAAAGCUUUUCUUCCAAAUCAAUGUUAACCAAACCAGAGGCAAUUAUGGCUAUUCGUAAAUGUCAGUAUGAAUGUUUAGAAGUGCGCUCUAAAUCAAUAUUUCAUGUUUCAUUAUCAAAACAUAUGAGAAUUGAAGAAUUUGAACAAACACAAUCUAUGGUUAUUUCACAAGUGUCAAUAUUUUUAAAAGAUGCAUGGAUUGAAAGUCUACGAAAACACAUUCGUACAUGUUUUCGUGAUACUGGGAAAGGAUGGUUUAAUAUAUAUGAAACAGAUUUCUAUGUAUAUACCCAAUCGAAAUUAAAAAAAUUUAUGGAAAUGAUGAAAUUUUGUAUGCAAGAUGGAUUAAGAUAUUUAAUAAUGGAUUCAUUAAUUAAUUUUACAAAUAUGCUACGUGAUUCAUGUAUUGCUUGUUUAAAUAUUCCAAAUGAAUAUGAAUGGACAAAUGAUCUUAUGACAAGUAGUCUACUUCCAAAAAAGAAUCCUAUAUUUUUAGUCGAUUUACUAUUGGAUACAGAUGGACCACACUAUAGUACACCGAUUACACAAUUUCCUAAUAUUCUUAUACAGAUAUUUGAUAAAGCUAUCAAUUCAGUACAAGAUGUACCACAAAUUGAACAAUAUGUUAUAGAAGGUAUAACCUGUGUAGAGAAACAACUUUUGGAAGCUGUUGGACUACGUGAACCACAGGUUGAAAGACUCCGUCAACAAUGCAAAGAAUAUAUUAAUUUAGCUUUAAUACCAAUGAGAGCUUAUGCUAAACAAUAUGAACGUUUUAUGGAACUUACAAUUUUGGAUAUAACUGCGCAUUUGAAAGUGUAUGAAUCAAAAAAUCUAGGUGUCUUAGAAAUAAAGCAACAAAUUGAAAAAUAUUUACAAGAAAAAGAAACUGUGGAACAAAUUAUACCAAGCUUUAUUAUAAUUGGUCCAUUCUAUGUAAAUACUGAACCUGUAAGACAAAAUUUAUCAAAGAAAUAUAAAGCAUUAGUUAGUGCUUUAUUAGAAUUAUUAGCCAAGCAAUUAAGGAAACAAGCUGAUACAAUUUCAGAAGAAUUGAAAAGUAUUGCUAUGAAAUUAUAUGAAAAACCGAAUUCAAUAGAAGAAUUAACUGAUCUACGUGAAUGGAUUUCUACAGUACCAGAUAAAUUGGAAGAACGUCAAGAAUAUAUCGAUAAGGCAGUGUCUGAUUAUGAGUUAAUUGAUUUAUUCUUUUAUAAUUUAUCAGCUGAAGAUUUCAAUGCAAAAUGGACUACAAUUAGUUGGCCUCAUAAAAUUAGACAAAUAAUUAUUCAAGUUGAAAAAAACCUAGAAGAAGAUGAAGAACGUUUUAAGAAAUUGCAAAUUUCUGAAUCUUCUUCAUUCGCUGAUAAGAUUGAUACACUAACGAUGAUGGUCUCAUCGAUGGCAUCAUAUUCAGAGAUUGGUAAAGCACAAGAAGUUGCCAAUGAAGUUCGUCGUAUUUAUAAACAAUUACUGGAUGCUCAAAAUAUGGGUGGUUUAUUAAACAGUCGUGAACGUCUGUUUGGUUUGCCUAAUACAAAUUAUGAAAACAUACCACGAUUAUUAAAAGAUUUUGAACCAUUUAAAAAUUUAUGGUUGAAUGUCGCAGACUGGAUGAAAACACAAGAGGCUGUCAUGAAUGAUCCUCUUAUAUCGAUUGAUGCUGACAGUGUAGAGAAAGUAAUUGUUGAAUGUUAUAAAACAAUGCAUAAAUCUGUAAGAAUAUUUCAUGAACUACCCAAUAUACAAGAAUUAGCUAAUCAAGUUAAAUUGUCAAUAGAAGAAUUUAAACCACACCUACCAUUAAUACAAAGCUUACGUAAUCCAGGUAUGCGUCAAAGACAUUGGGAACAAUUAAGUGAAGAACUUGGUGUAAGCAUCGUGCCAAAAACUAGUUUGACAUUUUCAAAGUGUUUAGAAAUGCAUCUUCAGGAUAACAUUGAUAUUAUAUCAAAAAUAGCUGACAUUGCUGGUAAAGAAUAUUCUAUUGAAAGUGCUUUAAAUAAAAUGAUGAAUGAUUGGGAGUCUGUCAAAUUUGAUGUAAUUCCAUAUAAAGAUACAGGAACAUAUAUUAUUAAAAUAGCUGAUGAAGUUAAUCAAUUAUUAGACGAUCAUAUUGUUAUGACACAAUCUAUGAAUUUUUCACCAUAUAAAAAACCAUUUGAAGAACGUAUAUCUCAUUGGGAAAAUAAGCUACAUUUAACGCAAGAUGUAUUAGAUGAAUGGGUCACAUGUCAAAGACAAUGGUUAUAUUUAGAACCAAUAUUUAAUUCUGAAGAUAUUAACCGACAGUUGCCACUUGAAAGUAAACGUUAUGCUACAAUGGAUCGUAUAUGGCGAAAAGUAAUGAAAUCGGCUUCAGAACAAUCACAAGUGAUCACAUUAUGCCCUGAUACACGUUUAUUAAAUGGUCUACGUGAAUGCAAUCGUUUAUUGGAACAAGUUCAGAAAGGUUUAAGCGAGUAUUUAGAAACUAAACGUCAAGCAUUUCCAAGAUUUUAUUUCUUAUCUGAUGAUGAAUUACUGGAAAUAUUAUCACAAACCAAAGAUCCAAAAGCUGUUCAACCACAUUUAAGAAAAUGUUUUGAAAAUAUUGCAAAAUUACAAUUUGAAAAAGACCUACAAAUAACAGCUAUGUUUUCUGGUGAAGGUGAAUGUGUGAAAUUUGAAAAAACUACUUAUCCAACAUCAAAUGUUGAAGAAUGGAUGUUAGAAAUUGAGAAUUUAAUGAGAUAUUCAAUAAGAACUAUAAUUGGUAAAUCUAUUAAAGCUUAUGCUGAUACACCACGUACUGAUUGGGUAUUACAAUGGCCUGGACAAAUUAUUAUUGCAGUUUGUCAAACAUAUUGGACAACUGAAGUAACUGAAGCAAUUUGUACUAAUAAAAUGAAUGAGCUUUAUUCAAAUUUAUUAAAACAAUUAGAUGGUCUACGUAAUCUUGUACGUAGUGAUUUAACUAAAAUUGGUCGAAUGACUUUAUCUGCAUUAAUUGUGAUUGAAGUACAUGCACGUGAUGUUGUUGCAAAAAUUAUUGAAGAAGGUGUACAUAAUGUGAAUGAUUUUGAAUGGAUAAGUCAACUACGUUAUUAUUGGAAAAAUGAUGAAGAACAAUUAAAACUUCGUGCUGUAAAUGCUGAGUUUAAUUAUGGUUAUGAAUAUUUAGGCAAUACAACACGUUUAGUUAUUACACCAUUAACUGAUCGUUGUUAUCUUACACUGACUGGUGCAUUACAUUUAAAAUUUGGUGGUGCACCAGCUGGUCCAGCCGGUACAGGUAAAACAGAGACAACAAAAGAUUUAGGCAAAGCAUUUGCUAUACAAUGCGUUGUGUUCAACUGUUCUGAUCAAUUAGAUUUUAUGGCUAUGGGAAAAUUUUUCAAAGGUUUAGCAUCAGCUGGUGCAUGGGCAUGUUUCGAUGAAUUCAAUCGUAUUGAUAUUGAAGUUUUAUCGGUUGUUGCACAACAAAUUACAACUAUACAAAAGGCACAACAACAGCAUUUAACACGUUUCCUAUUUGAAGGUGAUGAUUUAGAACUGAAACCAUCAUGUGCUGUGUUUAUUACAAUGAAUCCCGGUUAUGCUGGACGUACUGAAUUGCCGGAUAAUUUAAAAGCAUUAUUUCGACCAGUUGCAAUGAUGGUACCAGAUUAUGCAUUGAUUGCAGAAAUUUCAUUAUUUUCCUUCGGUUUUACAGAUGCACGUUUAUUAGCCAAAAAAAUUGUAACAACAUUUAAAUUAUCAUCAGAACAGUUAAGUACACAAGAUCAUUAUGAUUUCGGUAUGCGUGCGGUUAAAAGUGUUAUAUCGGCUGCGGGUAAUUUAAAACGACAAAAUGCAGAUAUGGAUGAAGAUCUUAUAUGUUUACGUGCUAUACGAGACGUGAAUGUACCAAAAUUCUUAUCAGAUGAUUUAAAAUUAUUCAGUGGCAUUGUAUCUGAUUUAUUUCCUAAUAUAAAUGAGAAACCAAUCGAUUAUGGUGAUUUGAUGAUUGCAUUAAAGACAUCAUGUAGUAAAUUAGGUCUAAUGGAAGUUGAAGGUUUUGUCCACAAAUGUAUUCAACUUUAUGAAACAACUGUAGUUAGGCAUGGACUAAUGUUAGUUGGUCCAACUGGAUCAGGUAAAACUAAGUGUUAUGAAGUACUUCAAAAUGCUUUGACAUCAUUGUGUAAAAAGGUAGCUCCAGAUGGCACACUAUUUCAAACUGUACAUACAUAUAUAUUAAAUCCUAAAUCAAUAACAAUGGGACAAUUAUAUGGCGAAUUUAAUCUAUUAACACACGAAUGGACUGACGGUAUAUUAAGUACAUUAAUACGUCAUGGUGUUAAUUCAUCGGAUGAAGAUAAACGCUGGUAUAUAUUCGAUGGUCCAGUCGAUGCUGUUUGGAUUGAAAACAUGAAUACUGUAUUAGAUGAUAAUAAGAAAUUAUGCUUAAGCAGCGGCGAGAUUAUUAAAUUAACUGAUCCAAUGACUAUGAUGUUUGAAGUAGCCGAUUUGGCGGUUGCUUCACCAGCUACUGUUAGUCGAUGUGGCAUGGUCUACUUAGAACCAAGUAUUUUAGGAUUGAAACCAUUUGUACAAUGCUGGAUAAAACAAUUACCUGAUCCAGUAUAUCAUCAUCAUGAUAAACUUCAAGAAUUAUUUGAUAGAUAUAUGGAAGAUUCAAUAAGAUUUAUUAGAAAUGAAACGAAAGAGAUUAUUACAACAACUGAUGGACAAUUAUGUUUUAGUUUAAUGAAAAUGAUGGAUUGUUUUUUUGUACCAUUUCAAUCGAAAGAGAAGAAUAUAAAUACUGAUGAAAUGAUUUCGCGAAUCGGUCAGGCAAUAGAAAGUUGGUUUCUAUUUUCACUGAUUUGGUCAAUCGGUGCUACGUGCACUAAUGAAGGACGUAUGAAAUUUGAUCGAUAUUUAAGGCAUAAAAUGAAGGAACUGAAAUGUGGCUUACCAUUCCCUGAAGAAGGAUUAAUUUAUGAUUAUCGUUUCGAAGAUGAUGGUUUACUAUCACUUGGUGUCAAACAUGACGAGGAGGAAGAUAAUUGUAUAAAUCGAAAAAUGCAUUGGGUACAUUGGAUGAUAAAUAUACCAGAAUAUAAAAUCACUUCAGAUAUUCGUUAUUCUGAUAUUAUUAUACCAACAAUCGAUAACGUACGUUCAAGUUAUAUUACUGAAAUGUUAUUAUUAGCUAAAAAACCAGUUUUAUGCAUUGGUCCAACUGGUACAGGGAAAUCAUUAAAUAUUUUGCAUAAAUUAACACGUCAUAUGCCUAAAGAGUAUAUACCAGAAUUUAUUAUAUUCAGUGCUAAAACUACAGCAAAACAAACACAAGAUUUAAUUGAUAGUAAACUAGAUAAACGACGUAAACAUUUAUUUGGUCCACCAUUAGGACGUUACAUUAUAUUUUUUAUUGAUGAUUUAAAUAUGCCUGCAUUGGAAGUAUACGGUGCACAACCACCUAUUGAAUUAAUACGUCAAUGGAUGGAUUUCAGUGGUUGGUAUGAUUUAAAAAUGAUUGGUGAAUUCCGUAAAUUAAUUGAUGUGAAUUUUAUAUGUUCAAUGGGUCCACCUGGUGGAGGACGUAAUCCAAUCACUGCUAGAUUAAUGCGUCAUUUCAAUGUUUUGGCAUAUAAUGAACUAGAUGACUCCAGUAUGCAAUUAAUAUUUAGUGUAAUCUUAAAAUCAUGGUUAAAUCGUUCUACCAAUGAAAAUGUAACAAUGAAACUUAUGUCUUAUACUAAUGAUUUAGUAAAAGCUUCAAUUUCAGUUUAUAAAACAAUUCAAAAGCAAUUAUUACCAACACCAGCUAAAAGUCACUAUACAUUUAAUCUAAGAGAUUUAUCAAAAGUGUUUCAAGGUAUGCUUAUGAUGGAUACUGAUCAGUUAAGUGGAAAUAUUGAACAAUUAUUGCGUUUGUGGUAUCAUGAAUCAUGUCGAGUAUUCCAAGAUCGAUUAGUGAAUGAUGUGGAUCGUGAUUGGUUUAAUCAGUUAAUUAAUAAAACAUCAAAAGAAAUGUUCAACUUAAAUGUAAAUGAUUACGUGACAACUACACCAUUAUUAUAUGGAGAUUUCUUGUCCAUAUCGAAAAAUGAUGCUUCAAAAUAUAUAGAAAUGACUGAUCAUAGCAAAGUACUACAAGUUAUAGAAGAAAACCUCGAUGAUUACAAUCAAAUUAAUACAGCGAAAAUGGAUUUAAUAUUGUUUAUUUAUGCAAUACAACAUAUUUGUCGAAUUUCACGUAUUAUAAGACAACCACAAGGCAAUGCUUUACUUCUUGGGAUGGGUGGUAGUGGUCGUCAGUGUUUAACACGUCUUGCAUCUCAUAUGGCUGAAUAUGAUUGUUUUCAAAUCGAAUUAUCUAAAAAUUAUGGUAUGAAUGACUGGCGUGAAGAUUUGAAAAAAAUAAUGAUGAAGGCCGGUAUAGAAAAUAAACCAGUAACAUUUUUGUUUUCUGAUACACAAAUAAAAUCAGAAUCGUUUCUAGAAGAUAUUAAUAAUAUUUUAAAUGCUGGUGAUGUACCAAAUAUAUAUCAGUUAGAUGAAUUAGACAAAAUAUAUGAUUCUAUGAAAAUUGUUGCCGCUGAAUCAAGUUUACAACCAACUAAAACUAAUUUAUUUUCAUGUUAUACAAAACGUAUACGUGCUAAUCUACACACUGUAAUUACAAUGAGCCCUAUUGGUGAAAUAUUUCGUGCACGUUUAAGACAAUUUCCAGCAUUAGUUAAUUGUUGUACAAUUGAUUGGUUCAGUGAAUGGCCAACGGAAGCUUUAAAAUCUGUUGCAUUUAAAAUGUUACAAAAUAUGUCUGAUUUAGAAAUUGACGAACAGACAUUACAAUCUUUAGUACAAUUAUGUAUAGAUAUACAUCAAUCAGUUGUACAAAAUACAGAAUUAUUUAAACAAGAAUUAAAUCGUCAUAAUUAUGUGACACCAACAAGUUUUCUUGAAUUACUAACUGUUUUCUCUAAAAUUUAUGGAUUAAAAAAAUCUGAAAUAAUUACUGCUCGUAAUCGUACACAAACUGGUUUAGAUAAAUUAUUAUAUACAGAAGAAGUUGUUUCAAAAUUACAAGAAGAAUUAGAACUAAUGAAACCAGAACUGUUAAAAGCUGUUGAAGAAUCCAGAAAAACAAUGGAAGAAAUUUCACGUGAUUCUAAAAUUGCUGAAGAGACACAAAUUGUUGUAGCUCGUGAAGAACAACAAGCAUUGAAAAAAGCACAUGAAUGUCAAACGAUUCGUAAUGACGCACAACGUGAUUUAGACGAAGCAUUACCAGCUCUAUAUGAAUCAUUAGAAGCAUUGAAAUCAUUGAAUAAAAAUGAUAUAACUGAAGUUAGAGCUAUGAUGCGUCCACCAGAAGGUGUACGCCUAGUCAUCGAAGCUGUAUGCAUUAUGAAAGAUGUUAAGCCGAAGAAAAUAGCUGGUGAUAAACCAGGCUCUAAAAUUGAUGAUUAUUGGGAACCAGGUAAAAUUAUGCUACAAGAUCCUGGAAAAUUUUUAGAUAGUUUAAUGAAUUAUGAUAAAGAAAAUAUUCCAGAGUAUAUAAUUCAUAAAAUUAAACCAUACAUUGAAUCUGAAAGUUUCUCACCGGCAACAAUCGCCAAAGUUAGUAAAGCAUGCACUAGUAUUUGUUUAUGGGUUAGAGCAAUGUUUAAAUAUUAUAAUGUAGCAAAAACAGUUGAACCAAAACGUCAGGCUUUACAAUCUUCUGAAUUGGAAUUAGCUGAAACUGAACAAGUAUUAAAUGAAGCAAGAAAUCGUUUAAAAGCAUGUGAAGAUCGUAUAACUAGUUUACAAAUAAAAUACAAUGAAUGUAUACGUAAACAACAUGAAUUAGAAGAGAAAAGUCAAUUAUGCGAAGCAAGACUGAUUCGAGCUGAUAAAUUAAUUGGAGGUUUAGGAAGUGAGAAAAUACGUUGGAAAGAAUCUGUUAGUAAUUUGAAUUACUUAUUAACUAAUCUUGUUGGUAAUGUACUAUGCUCCUCUGGUUCAGUAGCAUAUUUUGGUCCAUUCUCCGCUAAAUAUCGUUUAGACAUGAUUAAUGAAUGGGUGGAUAAAUUAAAGUAUCAUCAUGUACCGCAUACUACUGAACCAGCACCAAAUCUAGUUCAAACAUAUGGUGAUCCAGUAAGAUUACGUAAUUGGCAUAUACUUGGUCUUCCUAAAGAUGCAUUAUCUAUUGAAAAUGCUGUGAUUGUACAAUUUUCAAGACGAUGGCCAUUGUUUAUUGAUCCUCAAGGUCAAGCAAAUAAAUGGAUUAAAUCAUUAGGCCAACCAGAUGGUAUUAUUAUUAUCAAAUUAUCUGAUAAAGAUUUUAUACGUAAUUUAGAGAAUGCUCUUCGUUUCGGUAAACCAUGUUUAUUAGAAAAUGUUGGAGAAGAGCUAGAUCCAGUUCUCGAAUCAGUCCUAUUAAAACAAACUUUUAAACAACAAGGUGCAACAGUUAUUAAACUUGGUGAUGCAAUAAUACCAUAUCAUAAUGAUUUCAAAUUGUAUAUUACAACAAAACUGUCUAAUCCACAUUAUAAACCAGAAGUUUCAACUAAAGUGACUGUUGUAAACUUCACUUUGUCACCAAGUGGUUUAGAAGAUCAAUUACUAGGCAUUGUUGUUGCUGAAGAACGUCCAGAUUUAGAAGAGGCUAAAAAUCAAUUAAUUAUAAGUAAUGCAAAAAUGAAACAAGAAUUGAAAGAGAUUGAAGAUAAAAUUCUGGAGCGCCUUAGUGCUACAGAAGGUUCACCCGUUGAUGAUAUCGACUUAAUACAAACAUUAGAAGCAUCAAAAUUAAAAUCAAGCGAAAUUAAAUCACGAGUUAUUGCAGCUGAACAAACAGAACGUGAUAUUGAUGAAACUAGAAGUAAAUACAUUCCAGUAGCAGUGAGAACACAAAUUUUAUUUUUUUGUGUUGCUGAUCUGGCAAAUAUUGAUCCAAUGUAUCAAUAUUCCUUGGAAUGGUUUGUGAAUAUUUUUCUUCAAGGAAUAACAAAUGCUGAGAGAGCUGAUUUUGUUCCACAACGUGUAGAAAAUAUUAAUGAUUAUUUCACAUUUAGUUUAUACUGUAAUGUAUGCCGAAGUUUAUUUGAAAAGCAUAAAUUGAUGUUUGCUUUCUUGUUGGCUAUCCGAAUAUUACAAAAUGAGGGUUUAAUUGAUUCUGAUGAAUAUCGUUUCCUACUUGCUGGAGGUACUCACAAAAUCAAAGAAUUACCAAAUCCAGCACCGGAAUGGAUAUCCGAUCGGAUUUGGGGUGAUGUAUUAAAUCUUGCCUCCCUGCCUAAGUUUACCAAUCUACCGGAAAGUAUGACACAAAAUCCUGAUCAAUUUAAACAAAUUUUUGAUUCAUCUGAACCACAUAGAACUAUAUUCCCUGAACCAUGGCAAGCAAAUUUAGAUAAUUUUCAACGUAUUUUAAUUCUACGCUGCCUUCGAGCAGAUAAAUUAACUAAUGCUAUGCAAGAUUUUGUCAGUCAACAUUUGGGUCAAAAAUUUGUUGAACCACAAACUGCAAAUCUUCAUCAGGUAUUCAAAGAUAGUUCACCGUCAACUCCAUUGAUUUUCGUCUUAUCACAGGGUACAGAUCCAGCUUCAGAUUUAUACAAAUUUGCUGAUGAAAUGAGUUUUGGGGGAAAAAAGUUGUCCGCUAUUUCUCUUGGUCAAGGACAAGGUCCGAGAGCUGAAGAACUUAUGCGAACAGCAAUGGAACGGGGUGUAUGGGUAUUCUUCCAAAAUUGUCAUUUAGCUCCGUCAUGGAUGCCAACAUUAGAAAGACUUGUUGAGCAAAUUGACAAAGAUAAAGUACAUCGUGAUUUCCGAUUAUGGUUGACAAGUAUGCCAAGUCCAGACUUCCCUGUUUAUAUUUUACAAAAUGGAUCAAAAAUGACGGUUGAACCGCCUAAAGGUUUAAAAGCUAAUUUAUUAAGAAUAUAUCAAUCAGUAAAUGAUGCUUAUUUAGCGAAUGUACCUGCUAAGAAUGAUGUCUUUCGGCAUCUAUUUUUAUCAUUAGCAUUUUUCCAUGGUGUAUUAAUUGAACGUAAAAAAUUCGGUCCACUUGGAUUUAACAUACCAUAUGAAUUUACAACUGGUGAUCUAAGAAUAUGUAUGGAUCAGCUAAUAAUGUUUUUAGACGAAUAUGAUGUCACACCAUAUAAGGUUCUAUGUUAUACAGCUGGACAUAUUAACUAUGGUGGUCGUAUAACAGAUGACUGGGAUAGACGGUGUGCAAUGACUAUAUUAGAUGAAUAUUAUUGUCCUAAAAUAUUAGGAGAUAAUUACAGUUAUUCAGAAUCAGGUAUAUAUCAUCAGUUACCGGGAAAUACAGAUCAUGCUGUAUACCUUGAUUACAUUCGAAGUUUACCAAUUAAUGAUCCGCCGGAAAUAUUUGGAUUACAUGAAAAUGCUAAUAUUACAUUUGCUCAGAAUGAAACUUUUACACUAUUAGGCUAUUUAUUAUUGUUGCAACCAAAAACAUUCAAUACAUCUGGACAUGGAAAACAAAGUGAAGAGAUUGUUGAAGAAAUUAGUCGUUCACUAUUAACAACAUGUCCACAAUUAUUUGAUUUAUCAAGCAUAAUUCAAAAAUAUCCAGUUAUGUAUGAACAGUCUAUGAAUACAGUUUUGACACAAGAAGUUAUCAGAUACAAUAACUUACUAUCAACUAUACAAACAACACUGAAUGAUUUAAUCAAAGCAUUAAAAGGUUUUGUAGUAAUGUCAGCUAAUUUAGAAGAAAUGGCUAGAUCAUUAUUUGAUAACCGUGUACCAACUAUGUGGGCUAGUAAAGCAUAUCCAAGUUUAAAACCAUUAGCAGCAUGGAUAGAAGAUUUAGUGAUGCGUGUGAAAUUUAUUCAAGAAUGGAUCGAUCAUGGUGUGCCUAGUGUAUUCUGGAUAAGUGGUUUCUUCUUUCCACAAGCCUUUUUAACUGGAACAUUACAAAAUUAUGCUAGAAAAAAAAUUAUUUCUGUAGAUACAAUUUCAUUUGAUUUUAAAGUAAUGAAAGAGAACAAUGCGAAAUUGAAUAAAUCACCUGACGAUGGAAGCUAUAUUCGUGGCUUAUAUCUAGAAGGUGCUGGUUGGGAUUCCACACGUAAUUUAUUAUGUGAAUCACGACCAAAAGAAUUAUUUGUCAAUAUGCCAGUUAUAUGGCUUGUACCGACAGAAAAUCGUAAAUCACCAAGUCAAGGAAUUUAUGAAUGUCCAGUAUACAAAACGUUAACACGUGCAGGAACUCUAUCUACUACUGGUCAUUCAACAAAUUUUGUAUUUUCCAUUGAAAUUCCAACUGAUCAACAACAAAAGCACUGGGUUCAGCGUGGUGUAGCUUUAUUAUGUGCAUUGAAUUAUUAAAACAAUUAACACAUUUGUACUGUUUAAAUAUAGAAAAAUACAAAUCGGAUACCUUUGAGAGAAAUGAAUACAAUAUUAUUAUUAUUAAUCAUAC